AUGAUGAACCCAUAUAAAACAGACCCAAAGGAGAUACCCACAACUGAUAUAUACGCGGAUGUACCCCUUUAUAGUCGAUACUACCCGAAACCAGAUGACUUCCGCGUUAACUUUCAGCAUAUCAAUUCCCAAACCACAGACUCUGCCUCUAUUAUCAGCCUUUGUACAGAGGAGAUCCAAAUUUAUCCUGCUAACGAGAGGGGCCGCGAUAUUUUUGCUCUUAGGGGCAUGAUAGUGAAAUCCAGCCACCUCCACGCGCGCAAUGGUACUACAUGCAUAGAGAUCAACUACUCAUACGCAGAUGCAAACGAAAUCCGGGCAAUUACUUUAGCAAAGACGGCUCUGAAUGGUGUCAGAGUUCCAGAGAUCUACUUUGCGGGCAAGAUUAACGGUCGCCAAGUACUCGUCCAAGAAAGGCUUCCAGGCGUCGGAUUAUCUGUUGCAUGGCCUUAUCUCUCAAAGGACCAGAGAGAGUCCUACAAAAAACAGGCUAGAGAGAUACUUCAUCAGCUUCACACUCUUAAACCUACAGAGAACCUCCAAACCCGCUCCCAUAUAGUGUCGGACCCCAACAUACUCGUAAAUAGUCGGAUCAAUCCAUUAGAAGGAGAAAUCCUUUUUUCAAGCGACAAUCAUAAUCCAGACAUAAGCUUCAUGCAUAACGACUUUACUACAUCUAAUUGUAUUGUUAACAGUAGCACGAUUAUAGGGCUGAUUGACUGGGAAAUGGCCGGAUACUUUGGAGAUGUACAUCGUCGGAUCAGAACUCCACAACGGGAGCAUUUCGUAAAUGCUCAUUUGAGAGAAGACGAGCUUCAGGAUAUUAUGUUCUGGAAUAAUUUAUACGAUGUGUAUGAAUCAGAAAGUUGA
Penicillium cosmopolitanum is the source of this 870-nucleotide messenger RNA. RefSeq lists its product as uncharacterized. The transcript has 4 exons. NCBI's taxonomy places the organism in Eukaryota, Fungi, Ascomycota, Eurotiomycetes, Eurotiales, Aspergillaceae. The record is from RefSeq and is a predicted model, not a curated record. Bases 1 to 870 code for a protein of 289 amino acids.